AACCGCAUUAAAAAGAGACCAAGAUGUCCGACUCAGACAGUGAUGAUGAAUACACUUGGAUGGACAGAUUGAAACCAAUUCAGAGACAUUGGGUAAAAGAAAAUCACCGAUUUGUUCCUACAAAGGCUUCAAAAUUUGUUUCUGAAAAAGUCCGAAUGCAUGACAGGAUAUUGAUAAUCGGAUCUGCAGGCUCAGGGAAAUCUGCCAUAGCAAAGAAUAUCGCCAUCAAGUAUGCCAUGAAGAAGAAAAAAAUCUCGUACAUCAAUGCCAUGGACGACCUACAACAUCAAAUUCCAACCAAGAUUGGAACUAAUGUAGAUAUCUUUGUUGUUGACGACCCUAUAGGACAAUCCCAAAUUGAUCCUUUGGCUUGUCAAUGGUGGAAAGCGCAGAAGGAUCAAUUGGACCAUUUCUUAAGGCUUGGAAAUCUUGGAAAAAAGGUUGCACCAAAUAUGAGGAUUUUAGUCACAUGCAAAUCAGAUAUUAUAAGAAAUAACAUGUCACUUUUUAAAUAUUACACAGUUAUCGAUAUCGACGAUGAUUCACUAGCAUUAACAAAUGACGAAAAGGAGAAUAUUUUGAAAAGUCAUGUAGAUAUUUCCAACCUAGAUGAAAAGGAUAAAGAGAUAAUCAUGGGAUCAAACAAAGCAUUUCCUAUGUUAUGUCAGACUCUUGCCUGUAAUAAAACUUUUCAAAAGAACGUGAAGACAUUUUUUCAAAAUCCCUGCGAUUCAAUCACCGAGGACGUUCUAAAUCUGAAAGAUGUCGCUAAAGAAAAAUACCUGGCGUUGUUUCUGGUUACGAUAGGAGAUAACUUGAUUAAGAAGGACGACUUUCUAUCAGAUUGUGCAUUAAAAAAACAAGAUGACAGUAUAAACAAUGAUGACAAUGAUGAUGAUGAAAGUGGAAUUAACAUUACGAACGAGAUUCUUCAACACAUGUUAAAAGUAUUUGGACUUCCAGAAACUACAACUCCACAAUCUAUUGUAUAUAGUUUGGAAACCUUAACAGGACCAUAUCUAAAAGAUAUAAAUGGUGCAUUUCAGUUUCAAAAUAGCUUGUUAUUUCAAACAUGUCUCCUGCUGUAUUGCAGGCAGGUUCCCGAGAUGUUUUUAAAAUAUUGUGAAUCUGCAAUGUUUCGAAAAUAUUGUUAUGAGGAAACCGACCAGCAUUUCAGCCUAAAGGUAUACCUUGAGGGCAGUUUUAUCGAACACUAUGUAAAGAGAAUAGCAAGUGACAUUUUUGAUGGAACAUUUCUUGACGUGUUCUUGAGCCCUUGGACAAGUGAUGAAAGAAUGAUAAAGGUUAUGGAGAAUAUGAUAGACAGCAAAAGGGCAGAGGAAAUAAUGGAGUUGGCAUUGAUUCCAGAACUGUCUAAAGAAGAGAUUGGGCUGAAAGUAUGGAGAAAGAAGGAAAGGAAAAAUCUGAGAGGGUUUUCGAAAUUAGAUCUCAUCACAUAUGGAAAGAGAAUUUCUCCAAUAAUUUUGUCUUUGCUUUUUAACCAUGACAGAAUAUUUUCUGCUAUGUUUGAAAAGCUUCAGUCUUUUACACCUAGUAUCAUCAAACUCAAAAACGAACCGUUGUUGGGCGCCAUUUGUGCAAAUGGCAAAAAAGAACUGGCCUCUAAAAUAUUUGAGUAUUUCGGGAAAGACCAGCUAAAUUAUAUGUGGAAUGAAGAGGAUAAAAUACAUUCUCUUCACAUUGCUGCAAAUUUCCAUCAUAACGAAAUUUUGCAAUGCAUAUUAGAUGAAAAUCAAAACGUCAAUUUUACCACUGUUUUGAAUGAAACACCUCUCUUUCUAGCAAUUUCCAGUGAGAUACAUGACCUUUUCAGUUUGCCUACAAAAUUAAGCACAGAGAAAAAUGAAGAUGGAUUGUUGAAAACUCUUAAGGAACUCAUUGAAAGGGGUGCAAAUAUUAAUACUUAUCCAGAUUUCACUCAACCUCCUUUAGCUCUUGCUUGCAACAAAACCGAUAUCAGACCCUUUCAACUGCUUCUUGAAAAUGGAGCAGAUCUUGAUGAGGACUCUAAAUACAGCGCUUUGCAAUUCGCUUCUAAGCUUGGGCAUACUGAAAUUGUGAAAACUUUGUUGGAAAAAGGCGCCGAUAUCAAAGUUUAUCCGGGUAGAAAAUACACUCCUUUGUAUUAUGCAGCACGGGAAGGCCAUCAUGACAUUGUUGAGAUUCUCUUAUCCAAGGGAGUAAACAAAGAGUUGGAGACUCUAUCUUAUAAUUCCCCCUUUUAUCUUGCCUGUAAAGAUGGUCAUGAAAAAGUUGUUAAACUGUUUUUGAAAUACACCAAGGAAAAAAUGAAGACGUCAUAUGGAGUGGAAGUGCUCCCCUUGCUUCUCGGUGCAAUCGAAUCUUGCAACAAAGAAAUUGUAAAUUUGCUUCUUGAAAAUGGUGCUAACGUGAACACAAAGGAAAAGUGGACUAUGGAAAAUCCACUUUACGUGGCAUCUGGUGUAGGAAAUCGAGAUAUUAUGAAAUUGUUGAUAGAAAAAAAAGCUGAUGUGGAACUAGCUGCAAAGAAAGGAUUUACACCACUUAUCAACGCAUGUAGAAAUGGCUGCACCCAAGCUGUGCAAUGUUUGCUAGAAAAUGGCGCAAGUAUUAACAAACCUGAUGAUCACAGUUGUACACCACUUCUGCAUGCCUCAAUGAAUGGACAUUUGGACACUGUGAAACUUUUACUUGGAAGUAAAGCGGAUAUGAAUUUACAUUCAGAUGGGGGAAACAGUCCAUUAUAUAUUGCGUCUUUCUGGGGACAACCAGAAGUCGUGAAAGAAUUGAUACGAUACGGCGCCGUUGUUGACAUUGAAAACGACGACUCUCAAACACCACUUUCCGCCGCUGUCUUCAAUGGUCAUCUCAAUGUGGUUGAAGCCCUUGUUCAAAAUGGCGCUAAAGUGAACCAAAAAGUGGACGGCGACGAUGCACCACUCCUGAUUGCAGCAAGACAAGAUCUGAACGAUGUUAUUAGUAUUCUUUUGAAAAAUGGUGCUGAUGUGAACUUUAAAGACUGUGAAAAAGAAAAUGCACUCCAUCAUGCCUGUCAAACGGGAAGUAAUGAUGUUAUUGAAACUCUUCUUGAUUCUGGAAUUGACAUAAACGACCUCCAGAUUGAAGGAUACUCUGCAUUAUACUUGGCAUUAAUGACACACAAUAGAAGGACAGCUCUGAUUUUAUUAGCACAUGAUCCAAACGUAAGAAUAAUAGCUGAUGGUAAGAAUCUUGUUUCUCUUGCCUGUGAGGCUGGUUUUCUUGAUGUGGUAAAUAAACUUGUAAGCAAAGAUGCUGAGGUUAAUCCGGAAAGCGAUGGAAGACCAUUGUCUCCCGACCCAUUGAGCAUAGCAGCAGAAAAUGGUGAGCUAGAAAUUGCAAAAACCUUGAUUCAACACAACGCCAACGUAAAUGGUACGAAUUCUGACGGCGAAACUCCCCUUUUCUAUGCUACAAAAGGGAGUCAUUGUAAUAUUAUGAAAUUACUGAUUGAUUAUAAAACAAAAAUUGAUAUUCAGAAUAAAUAUGGAAAUACGUGCUUGCAUUUGAGUGUUCAAAAUCCAUCUAGUGAUGACGUUAUGCUGUUUUUGCUAAAGAAUGGUGCAGAUGUUAACGUCUGCAAUGAAGAUGGAGUGACCGCUUUGAUGGUGGCUACUGAAGAAACACAGAACAUCCGUGAUAAACGAAUAAGCGCUCUCAUUGAACACGGUGCAGAUGUUAAUGCACAGGAUAAGUUUGGAAAAACUGCUCUUCAUCGAGCUACAGAAAAUUUUCACUUGAAUGUGAUAAAUAUUUUACUUAGUAAUGGUGCUGAUGUGAAUUUAACCGACAAAGAAGGGGUUUGUCCACUCUCCUUUUUGCCUUGUCAGAUCAAGGAAGAGAUGUAUACACGCUUUAAACUUGAUCCAGUGGAGAAUGUCGAAAGAAAAGGAUUUCACAAGGAUGGAAAUGUUCUUGAAGAAGAUUCUGAUACGACUAAUCAGGAAUCUUCGGAGUUGGAUAACAAUCAAGAACCUUCAGUAGUGUCUGAACAAAAAAUUGUGAUGGUUAAAUUUAAUCCUCUAGGCCCAGCGCUACCAAGAAAACGAAGUCCAUACAAAAUACCUGUUCGGCGAUGAUUAAAAAGAUUAAACGUUUAUAUUUCAACACUAGGAAUCCGUAUGAAAGUAACGCAUGAAGACAGUAUACACCCGGUAAUGCUGAUAAA
Messenger RNA from Saccostrea cuccullata (small rock oyster), 4210 nucleotides. RefSeq lists its product as uncharacterized. The transcript has a single exon. The coding region runs from base 24 to 4121 and encodes 1365 amino acids. Gene Ontology annotation, molecular function: protein binding. The record is from RefSeq and is a predicted model, not a curated record. NCBI's taxonomy places the organism in Eukaryota, Metazoa, Mollusca, Bivalvia, Ostreida, Ostreidae.